Nannospalax galili (Upper Galilee mountains blind mole rat) is the source of this 5005-nucleotide messenger RNA. It is a transcript of the gene Stard8, whose product is annotated as StAR related lipid transfer domain containing 8. The coding region runs from base 197 to 3496 and encodes 1099 amino acids. NCBI's taxonomy places the organism in Eukaryota, Metazoa, Chordata, Mammalia, Rodentia, Spalacidae. Gene Ontology annotation, biological process: regulation of Rho protein signal transduction; actin cytoskeleton organization; signal transduction. The record is from RefSeq and is a predicted model, not a curated record. The transcript is spliced from 15 exons. Gene Ontology annotation, molecular function: lipid binding; GTPase activator activity.
UCUUCAGGAGGGGCCGAGCUGAACAGGGCUGCUGCUGCUCUCCGCUUCUCCCCUAGCAGUGCAGGCUGAUGGAGCACAGGGCGAAGGCAGGCUCUCCCAGAGCCUCAGGUCUUCUCUAGCCUUAUCCCUAGAGAGGGAGAGGUUCCUCUUGCCCAGCAGAGCCCUGCUAAGCCCUACCAGCUUCCCGAUCCCCAUCAUGCCUCUGCUGGAUGUGUUCUGGGCUUGCUUCAGAAAAGUGAAGUGCUUCCCAUUGCUGCCAGCGAGGAAGAAUGCUGAAGCUGAAGCCAAAAAAGCAUGUGAAUGGCUCCGGGCAACAGGAUUCCCUCAGUAUGCUCAGCUUUUUGAAGAAGGUGUGUUUCCCCUGGAUAUUGGCUCUGUGAAGAAGGACCACGAUUUUCUGGACGAGGACUCUCUGGGGGCCCUGUGCAGGAGGCUGAUGACCUUGAACAAUUGUGCUUCGAUGAAGCUUGAGGUUCAUUUUCAAUGCAAGCAGAAUGAAGAUUCAGAAGAGGAGGAGCAGUGUACCAUCAGUAACCACUGGGCCUUCGAGCAGGAAAGCAAGUGUGGGUCUCCUAUGAGCUCUUCUGCCUUGCUGGCCCCACCAAGCCCUAGCCGGCUGGGGACCUCAAGCUGUGAAAGUGUCCUGACUGAGCUUAGUGCCACCUCCUUGCCUGCCAUCACCGUGAGCCUUGCACCAGAGCCAGCAGACCUGCCCUUGCUAGAGCGUGUCCCCAGCCCAAGUGACCAGCCCUUCCUUAGCCCCACCCAGGGCCAGGAGAGUUCCCAAGAGAAAGUCAAGAAGCACCAUUCCCGUAGCUUCCUCAAGCACCUUGAAUCUCUGAGGAGAAAGGAAAAGAGUGACAGUCGACAAACAGAGCCUGAGCAAAACCUGGCCACUUCAGAGAAGGCUUCCAAAGCCUCAUCUUUCCGCAGUUGCCGUGGCUUCCUCUCAGCUGGAUUUUACAGGGCCAAGGGCAGGGCCACCACCUCAGCCAGGGGCAGAGAUGGUGAGAUUCAGAAGGCCUGGGAGGCUUGGCCUGUAGCCACGUUGCGGCGUCCUCAGCCCGUACACCUACGUGACUGCCUGGUGCAUGUGCCUGGGGACCAUAAGCCAGGCACAUUUCCUCGCUCUCUGUCCAUUGAAAGCCUAUGUCCAGAGGAGGGACAUCACCUGGCAGAUUGGCAGCCAGGUAGGUGCUGGGGCUAUGAAGGGCGCCGGGGUUCCUGUGGCUCCACAGGUAGCCAUGCCAGCAUUUAUGACAACUUGCCAGAGCUGUACCCAGCUGAGCCUGUACAGGCCGAGAUUGAGGCUGAAGAUGAGGAUGACAGUGGUGGCAGCUAUGCACACCUAGAUGAUAUUCUGCAGCAUGUGUGGGGGCUGCAGCAACGGGUAGAGCUCUGGUCUCAGACCAUGUACCCAGACCUGGGGCCAGGAGAUAAGGAAGAAGAGGAGGAAGAGGAGGAAGAAGAGGAGGCUCCUUCAUCAGUGGAAAUAGCCACAGCUGAGGUGGAAGGCCAGGCUGAAGAUCUAGCCCAGGCAGAGGCUCUGGUUCACAGAGAGUCCCCUACUCAGACCCAGGCCGAAGUCCCACCCGUAGUCCUAGCUCAGGCUCCAGCUGAGGCCAAAGGUUUGGCGCAUGCCGAGGCUGAGGCUCUGGCCCAGGUCCAGGACAAUGAGCAAGAGGCAAACUCGGCUGGGGAACCCACCUCUGCCUCCAGUCUGUCUGUGGAAGAAGGACAUUCAGUCUCUGACACGGUGGCUUCCUCCAGUGGACUUGACAGUAGUGGCAACUCCAUGAAUGAGGCUGAAGCUGCAAGCUCUUUAGCAGGACUCCAGGCAUCAGUGCCCCGUGAACGGCGUGAUUCAGGUGUUGGGGCCUCACUUACCAGACCUUGCAGGAAGCUCCGUUGGCACAGUUUCCAGAACUCCCACCGACCCAGCCUCAACUCAGAGUCGCUGGAGAUCAACCGGCAGUUUGCAGGCCAAAUCAACUUGCUUCACAAGGGCUCACUGCUUCGGCUCACCAGCUUCAUGGAGAAGUACACUGUACCACACAAACAAGGCUGGGUAUGGUCAGUGCCCAAGUUCAUGAAAAGGAACAAGACCCCAGAUUACCGGGGACAACAUGUAUUUGGAGUGCCACCCUUCAUCCACGUGCAGCGCACAGGCCAGCCUCUGCCCCAGAGCAUUCAGCAAGCUAUGCGCUACCUGAGGAGCCAGUGCCUAGAUCAGGUGGGCAUCUUCCGCAAGUCUGGGGUCAAGUCCAGGAUCCAGAGCCUGCGCCAAAUGAAUGAGACCUCCCCUGACAAUGUCUGCUAUGAGGGCCAGUCAGCCUAUGAUGUUGCUGACCUACUGAAGCAGUACUUCCGGGACCUGCCUGAACCCAUCUUCACCAGCAAGCUUACCACCACUUUCCUGCAAAUCUAUCAGCUCCUCCCAAAGGAGCAGUGGUUGGCGGCAGCACAAGCUGCUACCUUGCUGCUCCCUGAUGAAAACCGAGAAGUGCUACAGACCCUGCUCUACUUCCUAAGCGACAUUGCCUCUGCUGAGGAAAACCAGAUGACAGCUGGCAACCUGGCAGUGUGCCUGGCACCCUCCAUCUUCCACCUCAACAUCUCCAAAAAGGACAGCCCCUCACCCAGGAUCAAGAACAAACGUAGCCUGGUUGGCCGGCCAGGCCCUAGGGACCUGAGUGAGAACAUGGCUGCCACCCAAGGCCUAUCACACAUGAUCAGUGACUGCAAGAAACUUUUUCAGGUGCCCCAGGACAUGGUGGUGCAACUGUGUGGCUCGUACAGUGCAGCUGAACUCAGCCCUCCUGGCCCAGCUCUGACUGAGUUGCGGCAGGCACAGGCUGCUGGGGUGAGUCUGAGCCUCUACAUGGAGGAGAGUAUACAAGAGCUGCUUCGGGAUGCUGCAGAACGCUUCAAAGGCUGGACCAGUGUGCCUGGGCCCCAGCAUACAGAACUGGCUUGCAGGAAGGCACCAGAUGGACACCCUCUGCGGAUGUGGAAGGCAUCCACAGAGGUGGCAGCCCCUCCAGCUGUGGUGCUGCAUCGUGUCUUAAGGGAGCGGGUCCUAUGGGAUGAGGACCUGCUGCGGGCCCAAGUGCUGGAAGCCCUGAUGCCAGGAGUGGAGCUGUACCACUAUGUCACUGACAGCAUGGCACCCCAUCCUUGCCGGGACUUCGUGGUGCUCAGGAUGUGGCGCUCAGACCUGCCUCGUGGGGGAUGCCUGCUUGUCUCCCAGUCCCUGGAUCCUGAGCAACUGGUGCCUGAAUCUGGAGUGCGGGCCCUCAUGCUCACUUCCCAGUACCUAAUGGAGCCCUGCGGCUUGGGCCGCUCUCGUCUCACUCAUAUCUGCCGUGCUGACCUUAGGGGCCGCUCUCCUGACUGGUACAACAAAGUCUUUGGGCACUUAUGUGCCAUGGAAGUGGCAAAGAUCCGGGACUCUUUCCCCACACUGCAGGCAACUGGCCCUGAGACAAAGCUGUGAGCCUCACAAAGCCAUUCCCCAGGCCCCUGCCAUCAAGGGAGCGAAUGGGAAUAAGAACAGAGAGGCCCCCAGGGGCAGAGCCAGGCCCAGGUGGCCUGUCCUCUUACAUCCUAAUACCACUCUGCAUAUACAUGGGAGAAGAGGGUGUAGGUGUCCCGUCUCCAUCCUCCUUCAUUCCCCACACUGCAUUCUACUCUCCCAAGAGAAGAGAAUCUUGUUAGUGGUAGGAAGACAGCUGCUCCCCUCCCCCUGACCAAGAAGCCCCUACUCCAUCUGGAGCUUCAUCAGCUACCUACCCACAGGGGGGUAGAAGGAAAUGGAGAGCAUGGUAUAGUCCCUCUCUGUCACACCAAGAGGCUAGACCAUUUUGUUUGGUCUAGAGUUCUUUUGAAGUUGGAUAGGAGAUUCUGGUCCUGUCUUUGGGGCCAGCAUUGGUCCUGAACUGACUUUUCCAGAUAGAGAUCUGGAGUAGUGGAUGGAGCAUAGCGCAUGGCAGCACCAGCCACCAAAAGCUGUUUUAUCCACAUAAAUACGAUGCUGACUUUUAUGAAGCAGAUUGAGAGUGGCCUGAUGGGCUGUUAGUGACAGGACGAAUUGGGAUAGCUUGGGACAUGAGGUUAGAGAAGCUUCUUUUCUCAAGUCUCAAGAGACCAAUGAACCAUCCUCCCCUGCCUUGGACCCAGACUUUAUCUGCGGCUGUUUGGGGUCGUGGGAAGCCUAUGGCCCCUCAUGACCAUAUUUACAGGCAAAUGAGCCCCUCCCACCACACUGAAGGCAGUUCCCCUGAGACAAAGCUGUGAGCCUCACCCUGGCAGAGGCCUCCAGGGGCAGAGCCAGGCCCAGGUGGUUCAGCUGCCUAUCCUCUGGUAUCCUAAUCUGCUCUGCAUAUACAUGGGAGGAGAAGAGGGUGUAGGUACCCCACCUCCACCCACCUUUAUCCCCCACCCUGCAUUCUGCACACAGGUCAAGCCAAAGCACAUAGCGGCAGCGAGUUGUAUAGCUGUAUCUUUGCGCCUUUUGUUCAUGAUGUGGCCCAUGAGAAAAGUCCCUUUGGAGGCAGAUACCAUAGACAAGGCAGAGUGAAGGGCUUACCUUAACCAUCUGGGCCUUGAUCCCAGCCUGAUAGAUCCUAUCCAGUGGCUAUCUUUUCAGAUGGAAAUCCAGCAGACAUUCAGAGGCCAACUGGUGUUUUCUUUGUCUUUGUACUGAGUAAACUGUACUGGGGUGGGUUGUAGCUACCAUUGCAAUGUUAAGCCUGUUUUCUCUGUACCUAUAAAUACUGUACAGUCAGAAUAUAUAUGCACAUAUGUAUAUAUACAUAUGUAUAUACCUAUAUAUACACACGCAUAGCUGCAUGUGCACGCAACUAGCCCCUCCUGAAGGUAUAAUCUCUGGAUGGAAGCAGGGUCUGUAAGGCCUGGGGCAGGGUACUCCUGAUGAGACAGGAGAGGUGAAGGACAGGCCUCAGCAGGUCCCUCUGCAGAACAAUAAAGCAUGACUGGAGAUGCA